UCUCUGAAUCCAUCCAUGUUUGCUGAAAUUUUUAGUUUUUUCAGACCAAAUCAGUUCUGAACCCCCCUCUCGUCAUCAUGCUGCUGCUGUACCCGAGCGUGAUUGGAUUCACCAUCACGGAGCGCUACACCAAGUACAGCCUUCUCAUUCCCAUCCCAAACGUACCUGGCGCCCCUCCUCCUCCCUCCGCUCUGGGUGGGCCGCAGGAUGAGUGGCUCACGGCGUCCCCACGCGCCCUCUGGUACACAGCCCUCUCGUUCACGGUUGUGGUGGCGAUCCAUCUGUUCCUGGUCGUCCACCUCACCCUCAAAGGACCUCCAGGUUCGCCGAUGAUGGCGGGCGCCUUCGCUUGGAUCGCCCCAGUGGUGUUCUGGCUUUCAACCAGUACCUACUUUGUCAUGUACAUCAGCUUAGCCCGAUACGGGGUGGCUAUGAUUGAAUGGGUUAUCGCUGGGACAUGCUCAGGCGCGCUGCUCCUUGUCACUUUAAUGCUUAUUUGCAGGGCCGUCUCUCUCUCCAAGGUGGUCGACCAGCGACCCGGCGCCCCUGUUUGAUCAUCCUGCGUCUGGGAAGGAACAGCAGCACUCCAGUAGCAGCAGAAGGGUUCUAGUGUUAGUGGUAUGGUAUGGUCAUGGCCAUGCGUCGAUUCGAGAAGAUAUGAAAACACAGUAGUAGAAGUAGUACUCCAGUAGCAGCAGCAGGUUUUAGUGUUAGUGGUAUGGUAGUCGCAUCUACUUCGUAAUGUUUUAGCCUAGCCACUUAACCAGUUGGGUGUAUUUUUGGAAGCUAUGGACUCAAUCAAAAUGCAGGGCGAAGUAUUUUUGAA
Messenger RNA from Panicum hallii, 826 nucleotides. RefSeq lists its product as uncharacterized. The record is from RefSeq and is a predicted model, not a curated record. The transcript has 3 exons. The coding region runs from base 78 to 554 and encodes 158 amino acids. NCBI's taxonomy places the organism in Eukaryota, Viridiplantae, Streptophyta, Magnoliopsida, Poales, Poaceae.